This is a messenger RNA of Sesamum indicum (sesame), 920 nucleotides long. Its product is annotated as thaumatin-like protein. Lineage: Eukaryota; Viridiplantae; Streptophyta; Magnoliopsida; Lamiales; Pedaliaceae. The record is from RefSeq and is a predicted model, not a curated record.
GGAAGCACACAACUACUGAGCUAGCAGCAAUCAAGUAUUGUACUUGCUUUCUCGAUCGAACAACAUGGCCUUCGCCAAAAACCUCACUUUUGUUGCUUGUAUUCUGACAAUCGCAUUCUUCACUUUCACCCAUGCUGCCACUUUCGACAUCACGAACCGAUGUAGCUACCCUGUCUGGGCUGCUGCUUCGCCUGGUGGAGGCAGAAGGCUCGACCAGGGCCAGUCUUGGCAGAUCAAUGUCGCACCAGGCACUGUCCAGGCCCGGAUUUGGGGCAGGACUAAUUGCAAUUUCGAUGGCAAUGGUCGAGGCCAAUGUGAGACGGGUGACUGUAACGGGGUCUUGGAAUGCCAGGGCUACGGUCGGGCCCCUAACACCCUAGCCGAAUUCGCCCUGAACCAGCCCAACAACUUAGACUUUGUCGACAUCUCCCUUGUCGAUGGGUUCAAUAUUCCAAUGGAAUUCAGCCCGACAACUGACGUGUGCCGCAACCUGAGGUGCACAGCCCCGAUCAACGAGCAGUGUCCCAAUGAGCUUCGAGCCCCAGGAGGAUGUAACAAUCCAUGCACUGUUUUCGGAACUAAUGAGUACUGUUGUACUGACGGGCCUGGAAGCUGCGGGCCAACAAAUUAUUCGAGGUUUUUCAAGGAGAGGUGCCCUGACGCCUAUAGCUAUCCUCAGGAUGAUCCAACAAGUCUUUUCACUUGCCCUGCUGGUACCAAUUACAGGGUCGUGUUCUGCCCAUGAAUCAGUGUCUAAUACUACAUGGAUCCUGCGGGCGUUUUGACCUGUAAUAAGUUUACUGCUUUCUUAUUUGCCUGUAAUAAAUAAGUUGAGUGUCUGGUCUGUCGCGCACGUGCAGACCUAUUUGGAGUUGAAUAAUGAAAUAUUAAUGGAACGCUCAUGUUCAAAUUGAUAUUCA